This is a messenger RNA of Echinococcus granulosus, 2136 nucleotides long. RefSeq names its product Vesicular glutamate transporter. Bases 1 to 2136 code for a protein of 711 amino acids. The record is from RefSeq and is a predicted model, not a curated record. The transcript is spliced from 6 exons. Lineage: Eukaryota; Metazoa; Platyhelminthes; Cestoda; Cyclophyllidea; Taeniidae. Gene Ontology annotation, biological process: regulation of synapse structure or activity; transmembrane transport; neurotransmitter loading into synaptic vesicle. Gene Ontology annotation, cellular component: excitatory synapse; synaptic vesicle membrane. Gene Ontology annotation, molecular function: L-glutamate transmembrane transporter activity; neurotransmitter transmembrane transporter activity.
AUGGGUGAACAAAUGAAUAGCCAGGAUGACACAGCUGACAUGGCGCAUGACGGCAGGCAGUUGGGUAUGGGCGAAUCCGCUCAGGUACAGAUGAUGGUGGCCUCACGAAGAGCGUCCACUGUGCGUAGCUUCGCAUGCUGUGGGCCAGGUAAAAAGCGCUACCUCAUCUCUGUCCUCUGUAUGACCUGUCUCACCAUCGUCAUUGGCAUGCGAGCCGAGAUGCUAAGCAUUAUAACCAAACUGAACGAUACCCACGCAGGCCGACAUGCGGAGUCGUCAAAUUUAGAGCCUGAAGCCAACCGAGACAGCAGAGCUUAUCUCGGCGUACAGGUCGAGAUCACUGGACCAGCUGCCGCGGAUGAACAUCUCUUUUUUAAGCCCUUGCAUCAUCGGCAGUUGCCGUGGACUGCGACUAUUACCGAAGAUCUGGUUGAAAAUGCCGUCUUUUUCGCCUACCUUAUUGCCAGUCCAAUCGGUGGUUAUCUGACAGUGCGGCAUGACUCGUCUCUCCUGUUAGGAUGCUCUGUUGCAAUGACCUGUGGACUUAACUUAUUUCUUCCACUUGCUGAAACUAUUGGGUCGAAUAUUGAUGCGAAAUUGGCGCUUAUUAUAAUUUUGAGGCUACUACAGGGCAUGGCGGAGGGUUGUCUUAUACCUGCAGUGUUUGGGACUCUGCGAUACUGGACUCCUGAGAGCGAGCGGUCGACACUCAUUUCCCUGGCGGUGAUAGGGGUCUCGUUGGGUCCGCUAAUUGGACUACCAGUCUGUGCUGAAAUCGAGCAGAAGUGGGGCUGGGGAGUGGUCUUCUACAUAUACGCAAAUUUGGGUCUUAUUUGGUGCAUCUUCUGGUGGCGUAUGGUGGACGAGAAACCUCAAAAGGACAGAAAUCUCUCUAAGGCAGAGAAAAUUUAUCUAAAAGAGAACACCUCUCAACAACUGUUGUUCGAUCCUGCAAAUGUGAAAAUACCAUGGGUGGCAAUUUUUACUUCAAAACCAAUAAUGGCAAUAUUCCUUACGUACGCUGCAGACGACUGGACAUUUCAGAUAUCGUCGGUAUGCAUGCAAACAUUUUACCAACAACGCUAUAACGCCAAUGUCCAAAAAACAAUAUUUCUGCUCUCUUUUCCUUUUCUCUCUCGGUCAAUCUUUGUUCCCAUAGGUCUGUACUCUGGUGAGUAUCUCCUGGAGUUGGAGGUUCAUAAGUAUGCCAAAAUUCAAGUGCCAGAGACGGAGAUAAGCGAAUUGGUCGACGAUUGCUACCCCGGAGGCGGGUUUCUAGCAGAUGUCAUCAAAUUAAAAACGCCGAUGUCUUGCACCACAAUCCGCAAAGUUUUCUCGGGGAUUGGAUUCGGUCUGAAGGGGAUAUUCUUCCUAGCACUGGGUUUUGCUAAAACCGAAGUACACGCAACCAUCAUCCUUUCAAUGGCUCUUGGCAUUUCGGGUCUAGCCGUUGCUGGCUACGCCGUCAGCGUCAUUGAACUGGCGCCCAAAUUCGCUGGACUAAUAAUGGGAUUCGCAAACAGUAUAAGCACUCUUACAGGCAAGUUCACUAUCCAUUUGCGUAAUUCCCUUGCAACUGGCUCAUGUGGAAAAAUUGGCCUCAACAAUACCCUCCAUCUUAAAUGCAUAAUAUUUAUCUCACCACAGCGCUUUCAAGCCUCCGAAGAACUUAAGGUCCGGAAGGUUCUGCCAGUGACACCUAACAUUGAGCUGUGCUGCUGCAGUCAGGAGGGUUGCGGCAUAAAAACCUUAAUGGAUUUGGAUCGAAACAAAAGAAGGAAGUUACCUCCUCUGACAUUUUUAAUAAACAACCUCCACUGUGUUCUCCAUGAAGGAAUUCUGUCGACAGUGAUAGCUACAGUCGUUGUACACUACUUGAGCACGGGUGUUGGAGCCGGGUGGAUUGUCGCCAUGAGUUUGGCGGCCGGAAGUCAAUUCUUCGCUGCCAUUUUCUUCUUCAUCUUUGCCUCGAGCCAGGAACAAGCGUGGGCCAAGGGCGGAGUGGUGGUUAGCGCCUCAGGUGAUGUAUUACAUUCGCAGAACUGCCUUACUGCCAACCGACGCGGGGUCCAAAAGAAGAGACACCCUCCUACACGGUUCCUCGAGUCUGAUGACGUUGAAGCCAACUACAGAUGA